UCUCUCUCUCUCUCUCUCUCCCUACUUUUAGUUCUUGUGGAUCUACAGUUAAAACAUUUUUUAAAUUUUUGUUGUUGUUGUUUGAUGCAGAUGAUAAGCGAAGCAAUAUCGUCAUUGAAGGAUCGCACAGGUUCGAGCCAACCAGCGAUCGCGAAAUUCAUGGAAGAAAAGUACAGCUCUCUGCUUCCUCCAAAUUUCAAGAAAAUGUUGUUGAUUCAAUUGAAGAAGUUUGUGAAAUCGGAGAAACUUGUCAAAAUCAAAAACUCGUACGAGGUGUCUACAUCUGAGAACGUGAAAUUGGUUGCUGCUGCUGCUGCUUCUAUCAAAGAAUCCGAGAAAACAGACAAAGCUGUUGUGAAAAACGGAGAGAAGACGAAGAGGCUGAGCCAAGUCAAAACUCCAAAGGCUUUGAAGAAGAAGAAGAAGAAAGUUUCGACCCCUGCGAAGAGGAACUCAUCCAAGUCGGUCAAGGUUAGGGCUUGAUGACGAUGAUGUUUAAUGGUGAUUUCAAGUUAUACAUAUGUAGUAGGAAUAUGGAAUGUAGUAAUAGUAAUCUGACUGUUAGAUCUACGUUUCUUCUAAUUUGCUUGUAAGUCUGACUUUCUGCAUACAUAUUGUGUUUAAAUAUUGUAGGUCAGGUCUUGAGUUUGGUACUAAUUUGGGUUCUCAUGCUCAAAAGUACCUCAAAUAUAUAUAUAUAU
Messenger RNA from Camellia sinensis, 701 nucleotides. The record is from RefSeq and is a predicted model, not a curated record. Lineage: Eukaryota; Viridiplantae; Streptophyta; Magnoliopsida; Ericales; Theaceae.